Messenger RNA from Pogoniulus pusillus (Red-fronted tinkerbird), 1313 nucleotides. RefSeq names its product secreted frizzled-related protein 5-like. The record is from RefSeq and is a predicted model, not a curated record. NCBI's taxonomy places the organism in Eukaryota, Metazoa, Chordata, Aves, Piciformes, Lybiidae. Bases 1 to 924 code for a protein of 307 amino acids. The transcript has 4 exons. Gene Ontology annotation, molecular function: Wnt-protein binding. Gene Ontology annotation, biological process: canonical Wnt signaling pathway; non-canonical Wnt signaling pathway.
AUGGUCGUGAUCCACCGCCGGCACCCCUCGAGGGCAGGUGGCCCGUGGCUGCUGGGUCUCCUGGCACGCCUGCUGCUCUGGGGCUCUCCAGGAGCCUGGGCGAGCUACCUGAGAAGAUCCUCCAGCUGCACGCCCAUUCCACACCGCAUGGCCUUGUGCUACGAUAUUGGCUACUCCGAGAUGAGGAUUCCCAACCUGCUGGAGCAUGAGACCAUGACAGAGGUGAUCCAGCAGUCUUCCAGCUGGCUGCCCUUGCUGGCCAGGGAAUGCCACCCAGAUGCAAGGAUUUUCCUCUGCUCCCUCUUUGCACCAAUCUGCUUGGACAGGCUCAUUUACCCCUGCCGCAGCCUGUGUGAGGCUGUCAAGAGAAGCUGUGCUCCCGUCAUGGCUUGUUAUGGCUACCCCUGGCCUGAAAUCCUCAACUGCAACAAGUUUCCUGCAGAUCAUGAACUGUGCAUCGCAGCAGUCUCCACGGAUGAAAAUUCCUCCAGCAGAAGAACAGUACCCAGAGCCAGUUGCAAGGACUGUGAGCUUGAGGAGGCCAGUACUGCCAGGGAGAUCCUGGAAAACCUCUGCACCAAUGACUUUGCAGUGAAAAUCCGAAUUCUGAGAAAAAACACUACCACCACCAUCUCAGACUUCGACCUGGACCCUGGCAGGGUGGAAGUCCUGAAGCACGGCCCACUCCUUAGAACUGAAAUCCCUGCCAGGCUCCAGCAGUGGCUGGACAUAGAUGCUACCUGCGUACACAACAUCAUGAGAGGUACUCACACAGGAGUCUUUGUUGUAAGUGGUGAAGUACAGAGUGACAAAGUGGUGGUGAACAAGGCCUAUGCCUGGCAGAAGAAGAACAGGAACCUGCACCAGGCAGUGCGCAGGUGGAAACAUCACCGUUGCCCUGAACAGGCAGGCCACAAGGUCUGAGGAAGCUCUGUUCCGAGAGCAAGAAACUGCUCCCCUCCCUAUGCAUAGAAAGUUCCUUUCCCUGGCAGCUGGUCUUCUGAAGAUGUUUAUAGGUGAUUCAGAGCAGUCAUAGUCCACAGGUAGGGAUCCCUACAGAUCACCAUUUUACUGAGACAGUUUAAGGAUGCAGACAUAACAUAUUCCUCUUGCAAGGCUCUGCAGAUCCAGGUCUUGCCACCCACCGCUUUGUGUAGGUUCUAGUGUCACAACAAAACAGAACAGGCAAGCACAAACUGGAAGAGACCUUUACUAACAGGUCCUUCUACUUAUCAACAUCAAAGCUGACAGCCAUUUCAGCUUCAUUACUUGACUCUGAGACACUGAUGCUGUCCAAGUGCCUGCUUGCUUUC